Molecule: messenger RNA, 834 nt
Organism: Radiomyces spectabilis
Lineage: Eukaryota; Fungi; Mucoromycota; Mucoromycetes; Mucorales; Radiomycetaceae
Product: serine carboxypeptidase S28-domain-containing protein
Exons: 5
Coding region: 1-834 (277 amino acids)
Biological process (GO): proteolysis
Molecular function (GO): dipeptidyl-peptidase activity; serine-type exopeptidase activity
Source: RefSeq, a predicted model, not a curated record
AUGCAGGUCCAUACCCUUCUGUGGAGAGGCUUGCUAGGCUUCUUCCUGAGCUUGACCUUUAGUCAUGCUAUUUUUAGACCCGGAUGGCGCUUACAAAAACAUCACGGUUACGUAAAAACGUUGGCUGGAACGACCCAACUGGACCCACGUUAUGGACCAUUCUAUUUCAAUCAGCCUAUUGACCACUUUACUGCAAACUCCCGCACUUUCAAGCAGCGCUUUUGGGCUAAUACCGACUGGUAUGAGCCAGGCGGACCGGUUAUCUUAUACAACGCUGGCGAAACAGCUGCUGAUGAACGAUCGGCCUAUGUUACCAAUUCAUCCAUGGCGCUGUUGGCACGUGAUUUACGAGGCAUUAUCAUUGUUAUGGAGCAUCGCAGUUAUGGACGUUCACAACCUGGCACGGAUUAUUCAGUGAAAUAUUUGAAAACCUUGACUACGGCGCAGGCCUUGGAAGAUAUGGCCAACAUCAUUCGCACUGUCAAGUUACCGAAUCUUGAAGGAGAGCUUCCACCACCUCCCGCCACACGAUGGAUCGUCUAUGGUGGAAGCUACAGCGGCAAUUUGGCAGCGUGGAUGCGCGAAAAGUAUCCCGAUCUCGUCUUCGCAGCGGUAGCAUCCUCGGCUCCCGUGGAACUACGCUAUAACUUUUAUCAAUACUUCCAAGCUGUACAACAGUACGCGCCCCGACACUGUGUGCACGCCAUCCAAAUGGUGAUGCAGUACGUGGACCAUAUUCUUUACGGUCCAUUUGAGAGUGGCAAACGAAGACUCAGGAGACGUUUCGGCGUGGAAGAACUCGAGCACGAUGAUGACUUUGCCGAAUGUAAGUGA